Drosophila miranda is the source of this 528-nucleotide messenger RNA. RefSeq names its product larval cuticle protein 65Ag1-like. Gene Ontology annotation, molecular function: structural constituent of chitin-based larval cuticle. The transcript has 2 exons. Gene Ontology annotation, cellular component: chitin-based extracellular matrix. Bases 123 to 491 code for a protein of 122 amino acids. NCBI's taxonomy places the organism in Eukaryota, Metazoa, Arthropoda, Insecta, Diptera, Drosophilidae. The record is from RefSeq and is a predicted model, not a curated record.
UACAAAUUAGCAUUAGCUUUUCUCGUUUCUUCUGCUCUGCAUUGCAUUUACAUAUUUUACAAUUUGCAAGACAGUAAACUAGUUCCAGCUGCCGAACCCCAAGUCAGACUAUAAAUAGUCAUAUGACCAAACCAACAGCAUUAGUUAUCUUUGAAGACUUCAACGAUCCACACAAUCCUUUCAACAUGAAGUUCGUCAUCGUCCUCGUUGCCCUUUUCGCCCUGGCCGCUGCCCGUCCCAACCGCGAUGCGGAGACCCUCCGUUACGAUUCGAAUGUCGAACCCGAGAACUACAACUACGCUGUGGAGACGAGUGAUGGAAAGUCGGUUGCGGAGGAGGGACGUGUGGAAGACUUGGGAACUGAACAGGAGGCCAUCGUCGUGAAGGGCUCUUACUCCUACAUUGGCGACGACGGUGUCACAUACUCUGUCAAUUACAUUGCCGACAAGAACGGAUUCCAGCCCCAGGGCGCUCAUAUUCCUGUUGCCUAAGUUUAUGAAAUUAAAAUAAAUCAGGUCAUAAGAAAAA